AUGGAGUUCGGAAAUUUGUUGGAAGUCCCACGCUGCAACUGGAUGAACAGACACAACCAGCUGAAACAAGUGGACACAAUGAUUGUAUGGAAAGAUUUUGGAACAGUUAACUUAUAUUGCUCAGAUAAAAAUUUGAAUAUAUACGCAAUAAUGACUAAAAGGAGUGAUUGCACGACGAAAUAUUCUCUUGAUAAAGAUUUGUUUGACGUUCAAUGCAUAUUUUCAUAUUAUCCUGGCGAGUUGAACAUCACACUACGAAUCCACGUUUACAUAAAAUCAAAUGACAGGAUUGUCACUGACGAAAUGAUCAAUCGAAGUUCUCUCACUAAGGACAAAUUAACCAGAAUAAACUACCACUUCAGCAGCAAGCGAAGUUUUUCAAAGAACUAUUUCUCUUACGAAGUAUCCCAUUUAAUUACCAUAAACGACUCUUUAAAAGUUGUCACUGGCAGCACUUCUCCAAAAUUUUAUUUCAUGGAAGACAUUGGCAAGUUCUUAAGACCGGUCACAAAUGUAAAAGUGCAUCCAGUUAAAGUGGGCAUCUGCGAGUCUGUUAUAUGCACGUCCGAUGGAGAUCCCACAGUUUCUUACAAGUGGACAGUCAUUCACGUUGGCGAUCACAAAAUCAGCGGCAAGAACAUGCUUGAGAAAUGCACCAAUAAAUAUGAAAUACAAUUUCUAAGGAUUGGACGAUAUUCAGUGAGAUGUGACGCGUCAAACGUUAUAUCAACAGGAGAAACAAGCCAUUCUCAUUGGUCAGGAUUAAUAACAGUGUAUAAUAAUUCGGGUAGGGAAUAA
Helobdella robusta is the source of this 798-nucleotide messenger RNA. RefSeq lists its product as hypothetical. The transcript has 5 exons. The record is from RefSeq and is a predicted model, not a curated record. The coding region runs from base 1 to 798 and encodes 265 amino acids. Lineage: Eukaryota; Metazoa; Annelida; Clitellata; Rhynchobdellida; Glossiphoniidae.